AGAAAGAGAAGACAGAGCGAGACCUCAGCCAACGAAAUGCGAUGGCCAGAUAGUGAAGACAUGAGCGAGUGUGUUCCAGCGAUUUCAUGCGCGUUUGUCUUCUUCCAAUCAAAUAUGAUUUGGAUAGGAUGAGAAGAGUAGCGUCUUUGUUGACAUAAUUUAAGGACAGCCUGGUGGUUACAGAUGGUUACGUUCGCAGGCUGGGCUAUAGCCUAUAGGCUAGAGAAAAUCAUUUCAUCAAUCGACAUUAUUGCGAGCCAUGAUGGAAUUACAUAACGCCUAUAUGCUGCAGUCUAUAAUAACGUACAUUAUGCUCUUUUCUCACUGAACGACUGAAUGUAAAACGCAGCGGCAGCUGGACAGAUCACAGAGGAAAUCACAUUGAGCUCCACAUAACGAAUCGAGGAGCCGAGCGCAUUGCAUGAAUUAACAGAGCAGAGGGCUCAGCGUCGAUACUAGAGAGAUGAAGGACCUUUCGUUCUCCCCUUGAUGUGUUCAACCGGCCACUGGGGAGAGACAACCAGGAGCAGCCAAUGCUCGGAGAGAACAGCGGCCGCAGCGCCAGACAUCGGCGAGAGUGAUAACUCAGCGCUGUUUACUGUCAUUUGAGAGCUGGCACCGGACCCGCGGUGAGGCAUGGGCUGCGCUCCCAGCAUCCACGUCUCCCAGAGCGGUGUGAUCUACUGCCGAGACUCGGACGAGUCCAACUCUCCGCACCAAACCACCACUAUCUCGCAGGGCACCGCGGCCACCCUACAUGGGCUGUUUAUCAAGACGGACGCGGCCGAUACCAUCUCAUCCGUCAUCACCUACCAGAGCAGGCACUCCGGAACCAACUCUCAACGAGAGAGAAGAGAGAACCGCGGGGGACACAUCUGCAUCGAGGCUGAGACCCAGACCAGUCACACCAGUGUCAAGGUAUCAGCCACAGAAGAAUGCAUAGGACCUAUGAGACUGACCCAAGAACCUAUCCAGGUCCUGCUGGUGUUUGCGAAGGAGGAUGGUCAAAGCGAUGCCUUCUGGUGGGCGUGUGACCGGGCGGGUUUCAGGUGUAACAUCGCCCGAACGCCUGAGUCCGCCAUCGAGUGUUUCCUGGACAAGAGCCACGAGAUUGUAGUCGUCGAUGGACGACACUCACGAUACUUUGAGGCAGAAGCUGUCUGUCGGUUGAUUCGUGCCACAAAGCGCUCAGAACACACAGUCAUUCUGGCCGUUGUGCCACAGACGCCUUCAGGUCAGGAGGAGCAGUCUGUUCUUCCUCUCCUCUGCGCUGGACUCAGCAGAAGGUAUGUGGAGAACAGUAGUGUCUCUGCCUGCUAUAAUGAGUUGCUCCAGAUUGAACAUGGAGAGGUGCGCUGCCAGUUCAAACUCAGGGCGUGUAACUCAGUGUUCACUGCUCUGGACCACUGUCAGGAGGCUGUGGAGAUCACCAGUGAAGACCAUGUGAUACAGUAUGUGAACCCGGCAUUUGAGUGUAUGAUGGGUUACCACAAGGGAGAGUUGAUAGGGAAAGAGCUGACGGAACUCCCCAAGAGUGACAAGAACCGAGCAGAUCUUCUAGACACCAUCAACAACUGCAUCAAGAAAGGAAAGGAGUGGCAGGGGAUCUACUACGCCAGGAGGAAGUCGGGUGACAGUAUACAGCAGCAUGUCAAGAUCACGCCUGUGUUUGGCCAGGGAGGAAAGAUCCGCCAUUUUGUGUCCAUCAAGAGGCCCCACAGUGACAACAACAAACAGGUCCAUAAGAUCAACAAAGAUGGAGAACAUUCCCAGUCAGAGAGCCAUUCCCUGCGUCACAGAGACAGGAGGAAAGAGUCGGUUGAUACCAGGUCAAUCAGCUCACGUGGCAGUGAUGCACCCAGUCUGCAAAACCGCCGGUACUCAUCUGUAGCCAGAAUCCACUCUAUGACCAUAGAGGCCCCCAUCACCAAGGUGAUCAACAUCAUCAACGCGGCCCAGGAGUCCAGUCCGGUGUCCGUAGCAGAGGCGCUGGACCGAGUCCUGGAGAUCCUGAGGACCACAGAGCUCUACUCUCCUCAGCUGGCCUCCAAGGAGGACGACCCACACACCAACGACCUUGUAGGCGGUCUCAUGAGCGACGGCUUACGGAGACUGUCUGGCAACGAGUAUGUCUUCUCCAAAAGUACUUUUCCAAAUUUGAGCCAGAGUCAGCUGGCCAUCCCAGUAACGCUGAAUGACAUCCCUCCGGCCAUUGCUGAGAUGCUGGAUGACGAAGACCAAUGGGAGUUUAACAUCCUGGAGCUGGAAGCUGCCACCUGUAAGAGACCUCUGACCUACCUGGGCUUGAAGAUCUUUGCUCGGUUCGGGGUGUGUGAGUUCCUGAGCUGCAGUGAGGCUACGCUACGUUGCUGGCUCCAGAUCAUAGAGGCUAAUUACCACGCCUCCAACUCCUACCACAACUCCACCCACGCCGCUGACGUCCUCCACGCUACAGCCUACUUCCUACGCAAGGAGAAGGUCAAGGGCAGUCUAGAGCAACUGGACGAGGUGGCUGCAUUGAUCGCGGCGACGGUCCAUGACGUGGACCACCCGGGGAGGACCAACAGCUUCCUGUGCAAUGCAGGAAGUGAGCUGGCCAUCCUGUACAAUGACACGGCUGUGUUAGAGAGUCACCACGCCGCCCUCGCCUUCCAACUCACUGUCAGUGACAGCAAGAGCAACAUCUUCAAGAACAUCGACAGGACACAGUUCCGGACAUUGAGGCAGGCCAUCAUUGACAUGGUGCUGGCUACAGAGAUGACCCGCCAUUUUGAACAUGUCAACAAGUUUGCCAACAGCAUCAACAAACCAAUGGCUGCCAUCGAGGAGUCCAGCUCAAACAGUGAAGGCAGUGACAGCGAGGGCCCAGCCAGUAUCAGGAACAGCCCAGAGAACCGGCUGCUGAUCAAGAGGAUGAUGAUAAAGUGUGCUGACGUGGCCAACCCCUGCAGACCCCUGGAGCUCUGCAUAGAAUGGGCGGGACGCAUCUCAGAGGAGUACUUCGCACAGACUGAUGAGGAGAAGAGACAGGGUCUACCGGUGGUCAUGCCUGUCUUUGACAGGAACACCUGUAGUAUCCCCAAGUCUCAGAUCUCCUUCAUAGACUACUUCAUCACAGACAUGUUUGACGCUUGGGAUGCCUUCGCCAGUCUACCUGGCCUCAUGGAGCACCUGUCAGAGAACUACAAAUACUGGAAGGGUCUGGACGACAUGAAGUGCAAGAGCCUGCGGCCGGCCCCUCCUCCGUGACCCCUCUAUCCCUCCCUCUCUCUCCCCAAUAUCCCUCCAUCCCUCCCUCUCAUUGGGCUGGGGGAGACAGCGAAUGUAGCCUGGCGCUGGUAUUAAGCCCAUCCCACGAUGAUUCUACCCAGCUCCACACACAAUGGACUGUAGACCUCAAGAGUCUGUAGACCUCGGAGUCUACAGCUGGGAGCCCUCAGAAGAGACCAGGGGACUGACAUACCGGCUGACAAAUUACACCCCAACUCCCCAUAUAGUGCUCUCCUUCUGUGCAGACAUCUUUCCCAUCCCUAGUUAUCGGAUGUUACUUCAAACUGAUUUCAAACAGAGAAUCAUUACGAUGCCCCAUGGCAAAUUUGGCAUCGGGAGGGGGGCUCUGGUCAUAAGUAGUGCACUACAUAGCGAAUAGGGGGACAUUUGAGAAUUGCCCACUGAGACUCUCCAGCCUCUUCAGACCCCUCUGUGGUUCCUCUUGGGCCUCUAAUGUGACUCUACAGCCCUCCUGACAAUCUAUCCCAACCAACCGCACUUUAGCAGCUCAAAAAAACGUGUCAAUUUCUCACAUCUUUUAUUUUUUUCCCUGUGAUGUUGUCUGUGUUCUAUAUCCGUUUCUUUUGUCUCAGGCAAGUGUCUGCUGUUGUUUGUCGUACCUCUGAUUUCUGUCCGUCCUUGCUUAGUCCCUACGGUAGUGUGUGGUGAUGUGGGUACCAAAGGUUUGCUGACACAUGAACUACUUCUACUGUACCAGGAAUAAAAGACGAGAGAGCACAGAACUAAAGUAUGUAGAGAGAAACCUGUUCCCUGAAUCACACACACACAGCCAACUUAUAAAACUGUAACUUAGCUCUCCUUGUUCUCUCUCCAGAUGGAAGUAUUAGGUCAUAUUGAGCUCUGAUAAGCCCAGUAAGGCGGAGUAAAACAGAGAUGUGUGUGUGUGUGUGUGUGUGUGUGUGUGUGUGUGUGUGUGUGUGUGUGUGUGUGUGUGUGUGUGUGUGUGUGUGUGUGUGUGUGUGUGUGUGUGUGUGUGUGUGUGUGUGUGUGUAUUUGGCAGCAGACCCAGAGCAGUCAGCGGUCUGUGUUCGCUCCAUACCUGGGAGGUUUACAGAGCAGAGUCCAGCUGAACUGACUGCUGUAAUAUCUCUCUCUACGGGGGAAAACCAGAGCUUUGCUCAGAGAGCCAGGCCUCACGGGCAGCUCGCCCACCACCAUGCUCCCCCCCUGGGGCUAGAACCAGCCCUCACUCUGCCCCCUCUGGAACCCAGCUCCAGACAUGGCUCUUAAAAGAGAACACUGGGGCUUGGUGGGAACAGCAUUAGAACAGGAUUCUAACUCUAUUAGCAACAAGUGGGGGAAAAAACAGCAGUAUAUAUUAAGUACAGUUGAUCUUUACAACUUAGAAGCCACAGCAGUGAAUUAUCUGAGGGACAGUAAGGCUAGUGUACUGUUUUAUGACAGCUUGUAUUGAAGCUAGUCCUAAUUCAUUACUUUAAAUGGGUCAUAAAGCUCCAGUGAAACAGUACAUUCAUUUAAACAUCAAAGGCACAUUGAAGUGGACACAUACUGUAGCUAAUUGCAAUCUCCAAAUACGAAGGGAACUAAUUAGCGUUGGCUAAGCAAAAUGCUAUUCCAAAGCACAACUCUGUGAUUUCUAACAUUUCAGUUGUGCUGUGGUGUGCGGUGCAAUAGUAGGAGUGCGUUUCUUUUUCCAACUGCUUUUUGUCCCUCCUGCCUCCCGGUAAUGUGUUGCUGGUCCGUUGUGAAGUAGCAUGGUAGUGUGGUCUGAGCAGAGAGCCGCCUCACAAGAGCCUGAUGAAACCACCAUGGGACAAACAGCAUGAAAUACUUGGCUGGUCCUGGCUCAAAUUACACCCUAUUCCCUAUGUAGUGCCCUACUUUUGGGACAGAUAUUUAUGUGGUGAAAGACUGGCACACUUAGCUCUUGGGGCUUAAACAGUUGCAUCUUAAAUACACUCGAUUGCCUAUAUAGUGCACUGUGUUUCACUACUCUUAUCAAAAGUAAUGCACUAUCAAGGGUAUAUGGGGUUAUUUUAGAUUGACCCUGUCUUUGGAUCCUCUCUGGGAAAAUAGCACUUUCAGCUCCCAGCACACUCUACUGCUACUUGGUUCGGUUUGGUUCAGUUUUCAACUCAGGCUAGACUAUUAAAAUAUGAUUUCAAAUGUCACUAUCAUAAAACAUGCUGUCCAUCCAUUUCUUUCUCUUGUCAUCUAGAAUCACAUUACUGUGUAGUUGUCUCCCUCCAGUGGUUGGCAGUGGGGAAUGCAGUUUCAGUUCAUUUCCUUGUGCAACAGCAGCGGCCAUACAAGACAGGCUUCGUCAGAGGUGUUGUGAAUGGAUGAUACGCUUUGAGUUUAAAGUAUGUGUUUGCGUGUGCGUGCAAGUGUGUAAAUUCAACCAACAAAAUCAAAACUGGUGAACGUAUUUAACCAAAGGCACAGGGAUCUUCUUUAAGGUGCCUUACUUUGACCCUCUCCUCUAAAACAGGGUUCAGAGUUCAGGCUUCAAAUGGUUUGUUUGGCUUCAUGUGGUUCGUUUGUGUUCGCGAGCAGCUGAACAAAGACACCGGACUAAGCCAUAGAGUACUUAACCUUACUAUUUUAACCUGUAUUUUAUUGUUCCAAAUGGCACCAUAUUCCCUAUGUAGUGACAAAGAAGUGUGCUAUGUGGGAAUAGGGUGUCAUUUGAUACUGGUGAAUACUACAAUUAUUAUGAAGAGAAACUUGUGUUUGAUAAUGACUGUGUGCUAGUUUCAGAACAUGGUAAGACAAACGCCUUAACUCACUCAGUCAAGGCUAUGCUAGAUUCACUGCUAUAGGACACUGUAAAAUACAUAGCUUCUGCUGACGUAAACAACCCACUAUCUAGUCUCCCAUGGACUGUUUUCUAUUGAGCCUGAUCUAUUUUCAAUGAAUUAUGUUUCUGUUUGUUGUCAAGCGAGUUUUGGUCAGAUCUCAUGUCACACCCACAUGCUUGUCAUCCUUUCCUUUCUUUGAACUCUCAAAGACGAACCGUUUCUGCUGUGAGAGCAGGGCGUGGCAUCUACUGUGAUGUCAUUUUAACCCGGCUCUGUCAUUGGUCAGAGACUCUGGGUAUGGAGAACGUGCCAAUCCCUUUAUUUUCUAUUGUUUCCAAGCAGAACAACCAACAGAUAUUCUGCAAGCAUUAAUGUAUAUAAGCUUUAUUUUGUGGUUAUUGGCUGUGAAAAGGCAAACGUAAAAUAUUGUAGAAAUGUUUUAUGUAUUUUUGAAGGACUUGAUGGUUUGAUGCUUUAGUUGUGUAUCAACCCACCGGGCAGAAACUGGUUGCAUCAACGUUGUUUCCACAUCAUCAGAUAGAUUUUAAAAAUAUAUGAUGUUGAAUCAACGUGGAAAACUGAUUGGAUUUGCAAAAAGUCAUCAACGUAAGGGAAUUAUAUUCGGGUUUUUUAAAACUUUUUUUUAACCUAAAUUCAAUGACAUGGUGACAUUUUCUUUUUUUUAAAUGUAUUAUUAUGUUGAAUUCACUGCAGUUGACGUCACAAUCAAAGUGUAAAUCCAAACUAGAUGUUGAAAUGACAUCUGUGCCCAAUGAGAAGCUAUUCUGCUUGGGUCCUAGAAGGGGUUGGGUGGAUAUAAUUUCAGUUUUUUUUGGCCUGUGUCAAAGGAAGUCUUCUUUUGUUGUUGAUUUGUCGACACUUAUUUUAAAAUGUAUAUGUGAGAAACAAUAAAAGUAU
Molecule: messenger RNA, 6971 nt
Organism: Oncorhynchus tshawytscha (Chinook salmon)
Lineage: Eukaryota; Metazoa; Chordata; Actinopteri; Salmoniformes; Salmonidae
Product: high affinity cAMP-specific and IBMX-insensitive 3',5'-cyclic phosphodiesterase 8B
Exons: 22
Coding region: 637-3249 (870 amino acids)
Biological process (GO): signal transduction
Molecular function (GO): 3',5'-cyclic-AMP phosphodiesterase activity
Source: RefSeq, a predicted model, not a curated record